This is a messenger RNA of Anopheles cruzii, 378 nucleotides long. RefSeq lists its product as uncharacterized. The transcript is spliced from 2 exons. The record is from RefSeq and is a predicted model, not a curated record. The coding region runs from base 1 to 378 and encodes 125 amino acids. NCBI's taxonomy places the organism in Eukaryota, Metazoa, Arthropoda, Insecta, Diptera, Culicidae.
AUGGAACAAUCGCUUGACGCAUGUAUCCUGGUGCGUUUGCUGUUGAUAGCGUCACAACUUCCGAACCUGCCUUGCGCUCCAAACACUUAUGAGUCUCGUGUCAUCAUCAUUGGUCGCUAUCGCCCUGAGGCCCCCCGUUGCUACACGGCAACGGUCAAAUCGGACGCUUUCAGCUUCGUACCCGUCACCCGAAUGGUCUCCUUUACACCCAAGAUGAGCGUGAGCUUUAUAGAGAUUCGGCCGAGAACGCCACAGUUACUAAGGGCACAGAUCCUUGAAGGAGGGAUCGGAAUCGCCCCACUCAAACCCACCACAUUGGCACUCACAACGGAAUUCGGGGGUCGACUGAACGCGGAAAUAGAAGUGUACUGUGCAUGA